CUCAAUGGCUCCAAUUCAGGACGAACUCUUCCAGAACGUUCAGCGGCUGUGGCAGUUGGAUACGGUUCCGCAGUGGGAGGGCAAAGAGGUAACCCGGUCCAAGCAAGAUCAAGAUGCUUUUCAGCUUCUGGAAAUGAAUACUCUCACUCUGGAAAUGGAAGGAAUCAAUCGGUUGGCUACGCCCUUACUGCGGCGUAAGGAUAUGCCUUUGUUGAAUGCACCUAAGGAGUCUGUCUUACCUACUCUUCGCAGUGUUGAGAGGCGUCUGCGGAAAGACCCUAAAAAGGCUGAGGUCUAUAAAGAGGAAAUGAGGAAACUCCUUGAGACUGGAGCUGUUCGGGAAGUGGUUGAGUCUAUACCCGAAUCACCUGAAUGCUGGUACAUCCCUCACCACAUUGUUAGUCACAACGGAAAGUUCCGCAUUGUGUUUAACUGCUCCCAUCAGUACCAAGGACAAAGCCUCAAUCAGUACCUGUUGCCAGGGCCCACCCUCGGUGCCUCUCUGUUGGGUGUCCUUAUCCGUUUCAGAGAACAUCCUGUGGCUGUGAGUGGAGAUAUCAAAGCGAUGUUCCACCAGGUUCGUCUUCUCCCUGAGGACCGUCCUUUACUCCGUUUCCUUUGGCGGGACCUGAAGAUGGAUGAGGCACCCAAGAUUCUUGAGUGGCAGGUAUUACCUUUUGGCACAACCUCCAGUCCAUGUUGUGCUACCUACGCACUACAACGCCAUGUGCGGCAACACCCCCUGACGGAUGAGGCGAUUCGGUAUUCGGUGGAGAGAUGUUUUUAUGUUGAUAACUGCCUGCAGAGCCUGCCUACUGCUGAUGCAGCUCGAAGCUUGAUUGAUCAACUACGAAACAUCCUCUCUGGAGCUGGAUUUGAAAUUCGCCAGUGGGCCUCCAAUGAUCCUGGUGUGCUAAGUCACCUACCGUCCAACGCCCGAGCUGUGAGUGUAGAACUGCGGUUAACGCAGGAGAAGUCAGACAUCCCUGAGUCAACGCUGGGUCUGAGCUGGAACUGGCAGACGGACACCUUGUCCUACAAACACCGACCUGUAGUAUACGAGACUCCAACUUUGAGGAACAUAUAUAAGGUCCUAGCUACCCAGUAUGACCCUCUGGGAUGGCUUCUGCCUUUCACAACUCGAGCUAAAGUCAUCAUUAAACAACUGUGGAACAAACAGAGAGGGUGGGACGACCCCAACCUUACCACCUGAGCUCCUCCAGUCUUGGAAUGCAUGGGAGGAGGAACUCCAAUACCUUCCUUGUAUCACCUUUCCCCGGCCUUAUGUUCCUGCUGAAGUUGGAAUGGAUGGAGCUACUCAUGAAGUGCAUAUCUUCUCGGAUGCCUCUGAGCAGGCAUAUGGAGCGGUGGCUUACCUCCGGACUACCGACCAGGAAGGUCAGACCUACCUGUCCUUUAUUCUGGCACGCUCCCGUGUCACUCCUAAACGAGCUCACUCCAUUCCGAGGCUGGAACUCUGCGGAAGUCUAGUUGCAGCACAGUUGGCUAAGUUACUUGAGAACGAGUUGACCCUAUGCAUCAAGUCCAUUUCCCUAUGGACAGACUCUACCACAGUUCUCCAAUGGUUGAAUUCGGAGUCUUGUAGAUACAGAGUCUUUGUGGGAAAUAGAAUUUCUGAGAUCCAGGAGCUGACGGAAAAAUGUUCUUGGCGUUAUGUAAGCUCCACGGACAACCCUGCUGACGAUCUCACGAAAGGGAAACCUCUCCAAUAUCUUGCUGCACCAAACCGUUGGUCUCAAGGACCCUCCUUCCUCCUCCAGGAUUCCAAAGAAUGGCCAGUAAUCCCUAAAACUGAGGCCAUGGAAGACAAGGCCGAACUGCGGAAAUCUGCCUUCUGUGGGACCAAUACUUUAUCUCCUUCGUCUGGUCACCCUGAUGGAUGGAACUACAGCACCUGGCAGGAGCUAUUGGAAUGUUACUGCCCUGGAGCUUCGAGCUGGCCUUGCUCCAGGGACUUCUCCAGAGGCUGAGGAUUACUGCCAGGCUGAGGUUCAUAUCCUCAAACGUGUGCAGCAAGAAUCCUUUCCUGAGGAUUACAAGCUGUUACAAAUGGGAAAGUCGGUCAGGUCCAGAAGUCGACUGGUUACCCUAGCCCCUGAAAUGGAUCUGUCCAGUGGUCUGAUCAGGGUAGGAGGUCGUUUGAGGAGAGUUGCAGGCAUUGAGGAACUCCGUUUUACAUCCUGUGGUCCUAGAUCCUAAUCAUCCAGUCACCCGUUUGAUCAUUCACCAUUAUGACCAUCAGUUACAUCAUUCUGGAUCGGAACGGCUGUUCGCGGAAAUACGGAGAUACUACUGGGUUCUGCGUGGCCGCGAAGCUGUCCGGCGGUUUCAACAUGAUUGUCCAGAAUGUCAACGGUGGAGGGCCCAGCCGACAAUCCCUAAGAUGGCGGAUCUACCCUCUGCGUGCCUUCGGCUCCACAAACCUGCCUUCCAUUCUUGUGGAGUGGACUGCUUUGGCCCCCUGUUGGUCAAAAUUGGAAGACGGACAGAGAAGCGAUGGGGUAUUCUCUUUAAAUGUCUGACCACCAGAGCAGUCCAUUUAGACCUACUCCCUAGCAUGAGUACAGACUCAUUCCUCAUGGCUCUUAGAAGGUUUGUGGCGAGAAGAGGGACACCAGCUGAGUUAUGGUCGGAUCGAGGUACGAACUUCCGCGGAGGUGAAAGGGAGUUACUGGGAAGUUUAUGCCGCACUGGUUCCUAACCUACAGCGUCAGCUUGCCCGCCAGAGGAUCCACUUCCACUUUAAUCCCCCAUCGGCCCCUCACUUUGCUGGAGUUUGGGAGAGGGAGGUUAGAUCCGUUAAAUCGGCCUUGUACACAGUUUUGGGUUCACAGUCAGUUCCUGAGGAAGUCUUAAUGACAGUCUUGCUGGAAGUGGAAGCCAUCCUGAACUCAAAACCCUUGGGGUAUGUUUCGUCAGACGUGGCUGAUGCUGACCCGGUAACGCCAAAUAGUCUCCUGAUGGGGCGGCCCGAUGGAUCUCUACCUCAGGUAGUUUAUCCAGAAUCAGAGAUAUUGAGUCGUCGGCUCUGGAGGCAUUCUCAGGUCCUAGCUGACCGAUUCUGGACCAGGUUCAUAAGGGACUAUCUUCCUGGCCUCCAAACGCGGCAGAAAUGGCAAGCUUCUCCUCCUGACUUGAAGGAGAAAACAUUUGUUUUAAUUGUAGACCCCCAACUACCGCGGGGCUUAUGGCCUGUAGGACAAGUAGUCAAGACCCACCUAAGCCCAGAUGGUCAUAUCAGGUCAGCUGAUGUGGAGAUAAAGGGCCAAGUUUAUACCAGACCGGUAGCCCGCCUGGUCAUCCUGCCGGCCUUACCAAAGGAUGGACUUAACGCCCCCAACCCUGAUUAGUUGAGUCGCCUUUACAGGAAGCAAAGAUGCACCGCAUCUUUGGGGGCGGCUGUAUUAAAGGCUCCUACAAGAGAGACUUUUAUUAUGAAACAAAUCCAUAUCAUUCCAGUAGAGGGCAGCGUAGUUAGUUGAUCGGCUGCUAUUUGUUGUGUUUGGGUGUUCAGUGUGAGCUGUUAGCUGAAAGAACGGCUAAUUCCAGUUAAUUUCGGGGAAAUUGCUGCAGAUGUAACCGUUGGGUGUUUGUCAUUGACCACAAAACUAUAUACAUCUUUGACUGUACAUCUGUGGCCCUACCUUUCUCUACCAAUACAAAAGUAUAACCUGA
This is a messenger RNA of Megalobrama amblycephala (Wuchang bream), 3696 nucleotides long. RefSeq lists its product as uncharacterized. The transcript has 2 exons. Lineage: Eukaryota; Metazoa; Chordata; Actinopteri; Cypriniformes; Xenocyprididae. The coding region runs from base 5 to 1213 and encodes 402 amino acids. The record is from RefSeq and is a predicted model, not a curated record.